AGGCGAGGCCAAACCCACGGGCAAUCUAAAGCAGACUCGGAUCAGUCCAGGAACACACACUCACUCCACUCCUCACUUCUCUUCCGCUCCACGUGUAUAUACAUUCGUCUGACCGCAGGCCGCAUCCAUCAUCAAAUGAACGCCAUCUCGUAUUUAUUUGCUUAUAAACCUGUUACAAUAUAUGAUCAUUCGAGCAGCUUCACGCGUACCUUUACAUUUUGGCCUAAAAAUGAUUCACGGGUCAUUUUGAACGGUCAUUCGUUGCUCGCAUUGGCAUUCUAUUUAUUUGUACGUCUCUCUCUCAUAAAAAAAGGUGUUCUAUUAUUUAGAGACAGUUUGCUGAUCUGAAUGCGGAUGAACUCCGCCACAACUCAUCGGAGCACCAGCCCCGGAAAUAGUUUUUUUUCCUACAAGGCUUAAUGAUGGAGAGAAGAAGAAAAUAGAUGAUUCUGAUGGAGAGAGGUCUACACAGUCCCGUGUCUGGCAAAAGGCUCUCAAACCUGUCAGACUCGGCUGGAAAUCCCGUGUUGGAGGCCCUCGAAAAUGCUCAGCACGGUGAUCGACUAAACCCGAAAAUGACUUCCGCCUCGCUUCAUGGAAGUCUCGGGGAUAUUCCAACCAAAGGCAAGUUCGAGACGGACAGACUUUUCGGUGCCCACCACAACAGCGAGAAAAACUCCUCAGCGGAGAUUUCAUUGUCAGAAAGCAGAAAAAAAAUCCACUUAUACCCUGAAGUUUCUCAAGACUCAGACAUGAACAGUGAUGUGGAGGUGGGAUGCCCAUCGUAUCGUUCGCCGAGCCAACACAAGGAAAACAACAGCAAAGGUUUUUCUGACAAUAAUACUGGAGGCUCCAACACAAAUUCAUCCUUCCUUUCCAAUUUUAACGGGAAUGGAAUGUGUUCAAACAUGUCAAAUGCGGAUCAGGUGAGAAGGUACCGGACUGCAUUCACCAGAGAACAAAUAGGAAGACUGGAGAAAGAGUUUUACAGGGAAAAUUAUGUCUCAAGACCAAGAAGAUGUGAACUUGCCGCAUCACUCAAUCUACCUGAAACUACAAUAAAGGUAUGGUUCCAGAACAGGCGGAUGAAGGACAAGAGGCAACGUUUGGCGAUGUCUUGGCCCCAUCCAGCAGAUCCAAGCUUUUACACCUACAUGAUGACGCACGCGGCAGCCACCGGAAGUCUACCAUACCCUUUCCAUUCCCACAUGCCUCUGCACUAUUACCCGCAUGUUGGUGUCACAGCAGCUGCCGCUGCCGCAGCUGCGUCUGGUGUUGCAUCGUCACCUUUCACUACCUCCAUUCGCCCUCUCGAUACUUUCCGUGCACUCUCCCAUCCUUACUCACGCCCAGAGCUUCUCUGUGGCUUCAGGCACCCAGGACUUUAUCAGUCACCCGCAGGCCUCAAUAGCUCGGCGGCAGCAGCAGCGGCAGCAGCAGCAUGUGCAGCUGCGGUCAGCGCACCAUCGGCCACUGGGCUAUGCUCGUGCCUCAGUUGUCGCAGCAGCCAGGCGGCCAGCGCGCUAGGCUCCAGAAGUACCAACACUGACUUCACCUGCACCGCAUCCGGGCAGAGGUCCGAAAGUGGAUUUUUUCCGUAUUCUGCAGCUGUCCUGAGCAAAACCUCGGUUCCAUUACCAGAUCAGAGAGAGGAAUCUUCACUAAACAGAUAACUUCAUCACUGGAAGAUCUAAAUCAAGUGCAGUUGGUUCUGUUUUAUGCUUUGCUAUUAGUUUAUACAUAGGCCUACAUCUACGACUCCAAUAUUUGGGGGACAAAUAAAGGUAAUUUCAAAACAAUUAGCAUAAUUCGUUUUUUUGUUUUUUUUUAAGAAGCCAAAAGUGUUAACAUUGGUAAGUGCUAAAUUGACAGUAAUUUAAAGGACUAUUUUGUUAGUGCGUUGGUGACGAAGCUUUAUUUUUCUUAAUUCACAACUGGAUUCCUGUGCCUUAAAACCUAGACAUAACUAUCUAAUUCAGUGAUAGGCCCACGCUACUCGUGAUGUAUCCACUUAUAUCAAAUAUAUUUUCCAUCAAUUCCAUCUUCUUUUCAAAUUUCCCAGUUAUAUUUUGGUAUUAUUUUAAGGCACUGUAAAAGUAAGCAAUUUUUUAUUUUUUAUUAUUGUUCUCUGCAUUUAUCAAAUCAAUGCUGGGCAUUGCUUUUCUCUAUGAAAUAUUGUUACGUGUAGAUUCGUUAUUAGUGUAGGUUAUGGUGAGAAUCAUAUUUAAAAUAUGUGCCACAACUACUACUGAAUAAUGACCUGUACAGCUCAAGGGAUAUUCCUAAUCUUCAAGUAAGGUGCAUAGAAUUUUGCACCGCUUUGAACUUGUCAGUAAUGAUGUUAAGAAUAGAGGAUUAUGGCGAAAAUUGCCAAUCCUGUACCUUCACUCCUCGUUCUGAGACCCGCUGUCAGGUGCUAUAAUAUAGGCGUGUAUGAUCUCCGGUGUAUACUGAUUUAAAUUGAAUAAACA
Messenger RNA from Salvelinus sp. IW2-2015, 2471 nucleotides. RefSeq names its product homeobox even-skipped homolog protein 2-like. Gene Ontology annotation, cellular component: nucleus. The record is from RefSeq and is a predicted model, not a curated record. Gene Ontology annotation, molecular function: RNA polymerase II cis-regulatory region sequence-specific DNA binding; DNA-binding transcription factor activity, RNA polymerase II-specific. Gene Ontology annotation, biological process: regulation of transcription by RNA polymerase II. Lineage: Eukaryota; Metazoa; Chordata; Actinopteri; Salmoniformes; Salmonidae.